Molecule: messenger RNA, 999 nt
Organism: Coccomyxa subellipsoidea C-169
Lineage: Eukaryota; Viridiplantae; Chlorophyta; Trebouxiophyceae; Coccomyxaceae
Product: elongation factor Ts
Exons: 10
Coding region: 1-999 (332 amino acids)
Biological process (GO): mitochondrial translational elongation
Cellular component (GO): mitochondrial matrix
Molecular function (GO): protein binding; translation elongation factor activity
Source: RefSeq, a predicted model, not a curated record
AUGGCAGCAAUCAAAUCUCUUCGUGAAAGAACAAACGCGCCCAUUUCUGACGUCAAAUCCGCGCUUAUGGAGGCUGAGUGGGACUUAGAGGGAGCAUAUAAAGCUCUCAGGAAGAAAGGGGUCGCAGCUGCUAGCAAAAAGGCCUCAAGACAUGCGGCUGAAGGGCUCAUUGCCAUCGCGCAUGAGUCAGGAAGUGCAGCCUUAGUUGAGGUGAAUAGCGAGACAGACUUUGCUACAAAGACAGAGCAAUUCAGGAACAUGGUGUCCACGGUUGCUUCAGCUGCCCUGACGGCUGAGGCUUCAGAUAGUGGCAGGAUUGACAGCAGGACUCUGGGUGCCAGUUCAGCCAGCGGAGUCAGGUAUGGGUGCUCUUGCGAAUACAGCAAGCUUUGGACGGCUUUAGGGGACCAUUUCCAUGACGAUGCCAUCUCAGAGUGUGCUGGGAGUGUCCGGGAGAACAUCCAGCUUCGACGAGCACACAGGCUGACAUGCCCAUCUGGCGUGAUUGCCUCCUACCUGCAUGCCAGCCCCUCGCCUGGGCUUGGCAAGAUGGGAGCGCUGGUGGCACUGAUAGACAAGCAAGGGAAGCUUGAAGGUGCAGCGGCAGACAAGGCACAUGUCGGCUCAAAGAUAGCCAUGCACAUUGUGGCGGCGCGGCCACUGAGCCUUGACAGGCACAGCCUGCCUCCAGAAGCACUUGAAGCUGAGAAGGCUCUGCUCACGGAGCAAGCUCGAAAGAGCGGCAAGCCAGCAAACAUUGUAGAGAGGAUGGUGGCUGGCCGGAUGCACAAGUUCUAUGAGGACAGCUGCCUGCUGGAUCAGAAGUAUGUCUUGGAUGAGACGCGGAAGAUUGGCCAGGUGGUGUCUGACACCGGCAAGGCCAUAGGGGCAGAUCUGCACAUUCAGGAGUUUGUUCGCUUCCAGUGUGGCGAGGGGCUGGAAAAGGAGCAGAACAACUUCGCAGAUGAUGUGUCACAGGCGCUGCAACAGACUGCCUGA